AUGUCGAAUGAUGGGUGUGCCGCUGUUGCGGCAGCCGAUGAUAACGAUGAUGAGUUCGAUGUAUCGAACGAUUACGAGACCAUGGUGAUCAAGGAUAUCCUGGACGAGUGGGUUCGGGGCAAAGACGAGGGGAAGAAGCACAGCCGUGCUGGGGGGCAUGAACUCUUGGAGCCCUUCCAAUUCAUAUCAGAUGCUGCCGUGGAGGUUGCUUUCGAGGCGAUCGCUCCACUGCUUGCAUCUUUCGGGUGCAGUCAGCCCCCUCUGGGAAAGUACAAGGACGGUUUCGAAUGGAUUCUGAAAGAGCACGAUAUCAUGGGCAAAGAUGUGAAGAAAAAGGAAAGCCAGGAUAUGGCAGCGGCUCCAAUCGAAGCUGAGGACCAGGAUAUGGCAGAGACUCCAGCCGAAGCUGGGGACCAGGAUAUGGCAGAGGCUCCAACCGAAGCUGGGGACCAGGAUAUGGCAGAGGCUCCAGCCGAACCCGGGGACCAGGAUAUGGCAGAGGCUCCAGCUGAGGCAGUGGAGAAGAGCUACCCACCGGGUGCGAUUCAGCUAUCCACAGAUGCAGACAGCCAGAUCGUUGAGGAGCAGGAGGAAGAGCAUUUUCAGUAUCAGACCGAACACGAGGUGCCAGCCACCCAGCCCGAUCCCCCAUCAGCCGAGAAGCCGAAGCCCGAGAAGGACAAUUCUGGGAUAGAUCCGAAAGACUCCGAGGACUCCCACGGCGAUCGAACGAGCGACAAGGACUUCAUGGCUGAAAAAGUGUUGGAGGAAGCAGGCGGUGAGGAUGAUGCUGCUUUGUCCGAGCUGCAGUCCAAACUGCGAGCAGCUGCUAAGGCGAAGGCAACUGUUGAGCAUGCGGAAAAGAAGACUCGAGGACGUGGCCGUGGAGGCGGCGGUCGUGGAGGCGGCCGUGGAAGGAGUGGCGCCGCAUUGAAGCGGCCAGCAGCUGCAAAGCGGAAGGUCGACGAGGUGGACGAGGUUGGGCCGGAGACGGAAGUGGUCGAGGCCUCCGCCGGGAUGGCGCAAAGCAAGGAGGAGGAUAUCGAUGCUGAAGCCAAGCCCGAGAAGAAAGCAAAGAAAGGCGAGCAGGAAGCAGACGGGAAUGAUGAUAAAGGCAAGAACGACAAGAAAAACAAGAAAGACCGGACAGCCGAGGAGAAGGAGGUGCUGGACAGCAUCCCGGAGCUUGAGAACUACAGAGCUGAGUCUUUGGAAGAGGGCAAGGAAAUGGCGGUGGUGGAAGAUGCCUUCGAGCAGGACAAAAUGGCUUUGGCAAAAUUGACGGCCCAGCGCCGGGCCGAAAAGGCCGUGAAGUAG
Molecule: messenger RNA, 1317 nt
Organism: Symbiodinium sp. CCMP2592
Lineage: Eukaryota; Dinophyceae; Suessiales; Symbiodiniaceae
Source: the annotation of a GenBank genome assembly